Messenger RNA from Ilex paraguariensis (yerba mate), 417 nucleotides. The record is from the annotation of a GenBank genome assembly. Lineage: Eukaryota; Viridiplantae; Streptophyta; Magnoliopsida; Aquifoliales; Aquifoliaceae.
AUACGUGUGCAGUUCAUCAACAACCUCAUACUGCAAUUCUGUGAUCCUGAAGCAAGUUGGCAAAGAAUGGGAAAAUGCUUGCACGUACUUGAUAUACACCGGAAAAGCCUAGGCCACGUCACUCGCUCUGACAUUGUCUUGGAAACAUAUUAUAGGGAUUCCAGGAUGUCUCGUUUGGCGAAGCAGUUGUAUGAUGCUGGUGUGAUAAUCAAAAGAUCAGAUUAUAGCAGCAAUAAAUUCUCAUUCGAAGGACGGAUCCUAAGCCUUCUCUUUUUCACUAUAGAUGAUAACACUGAAUCAACAUUUCUAAACAUGAUAGCUUUUGAAUGUUGCCAUGUUGAAGCAGGCAGUUACAUGACAACAUUUGCGUCCUGGAAUCCCAAGGGGUCAUUCAUAAAACUUUUGCGAGUGACCUAG